AUGGAAGGUGGAAAAUCAGGUCCUGCUAAACUAUCCUGGCACCGUGCAACUUACUAUGAUAACAUGUGCCCUGCGGAGCGAUGGUAUUUUGUCACUUGCCCAUUGUGCCAGUGUAAUGGUCACAGUACAUGUAAUGAAUCUAAUAUUUGCACAGAAUGUCAGAAUAAUACAACAGGAGCCACUUGUGAUAGCUGCAAAGAAGGUUACUAUGGAGCUCCCCAAAAUGGUGGGAUUUGUAAAACUUGUGAUUGCAACAACCUGGCUAAGGUGUGUAAUGGAACCAAUGGAAAAUGCCACUGUGGAACACGAGGCGUCAUUGGGAACAGAUGUGAAUGGUGUGAUACCAGUGAUAAAUAUGUUGGAAAUCCAAAUGAUGGUGGGACAUGUUUUUAUAAAUUGUUGACAGAUUAUCAGUUCACGUUCAAUUUGUCUAAACCAGAUGACCAUUACUACACACAAAUCAAUUUCAUGAACCGGCCCUCAGCUGGUGAUCGUGAUGUUGAUUUUUCUGUGAACUGCUCGGGUUUUGCCAAUUUGAACAUUUCCUACAAUUCAACUUCAGAUCCAGAAGGCACUCUCGUGGAUUCCAAUGCACUAUGUCGUAAUUACAAAAUGAAAUUUACCCAUAAACAAUAUUCAUUUGGUAACUCUGAAAAUACUACCUUCUAUGUUUACGUGUAUGGCUUCUCCACUCCAUUCUCGCUUCAGGUAAGUUUGCAGUUGAAUGUGGAUUAA
Messenger RNA from Acanthosepion pharaonis, 735 nucleotides. Lineage: Eukaryota; Metazoa; Mollusca; Cephalopoda; Sepiida; Sepiidae. The record is from the annotation of a GenBank genome assembly.